Molecule: messenger RNA, 888 nt
Organism: Arctia plantaginis
Lineage: Eukaryota; Metazoa; Arthropoda; Insecta; Lepidoptera; Erebidae
Source: the annotation of a GenBank genome assembly
AUGAAAGUUUUUGUCGUAGUAUUGUUGGCACUGGUGGCCACUGUCCACUCCAGAAACAUCAACAUCGAAGAUGUGAUUGACCUGGAAGACCUCACCGCCUAUGGAUAUCAUGAUAAAAUCGGUAUUCCUUUAGCCGAUGACAUCCGUCAAGCGGAGUCUCAACCGAGUUCCAGAAUCACUGGUGGAUCAGCCUCGAAUCUAGGACAGUUUCCUUACCAGGUUGGUCUUGUCAUCUCUGUCGGAGGUGGACAAAGUGUAUGUGGUGGUGCUAUUGUCCGUCAAAAUAGAGUACUCACUGCGGCCCACUGCUGGUUUGACGGUCAAAAUCGGGCAACGAGUUUAACGGUUGUAGCUGGUUCAAUUAGACUGUUCUCUGGCGGUCAAAGAAUUGUGAGCAACAGUGUUGCCAUGCACGGUAGCUGGAACCCGAAUUUAAUUCGAAAUGAUAUUGGCAUGAUCAAUUUAUCUACUCUUAUCGCGCUCAACAGUGCUGCUGGUCUUAUUGCAUUGCCUACUGGCGCUCAGCUCAACCAACAUUUCGCCGGUACCACUGGAGUUGCUUCAGGAUUUGGACGUACUGGUGACGGUGCGAAUCACGGAAUCACAAAUAAUCAAGCCCUCAGACAUGUCAACCUGCAGAUAAUCACCAAUGCUGAGUGUAGCCGCUCGUUCGGUAUCAUCACAGCGGGCAACAUUUGUACCAGCGGUGCUAACAGCAGAAGUACUUGCCAAGGUGACUCCGGUGGUCCUCUUGCUGUUUCCAUAAAUAACCGACCGACACUGGUUGGUCUAACCUCUUUCGGUUCCGCUGCAGGCUGUCAGCGAGGCUUCCCUGCUGCAUUUGUUAGAGUCACUGCUUUCGAUAGCUGGAUCCGUGCUCGUAUGUAA